AUGGCCAUUCGCCAUGUUGACUUUGAUAUGAACGAGCUAGCAAAGUGCGCUGCUAUGUCGAUAGGCCUUGAUCCUACGCAAUGUGUCCGAGUAGACAAGUUUCCAGAUGGAAUGUUCAACAAGACAUUUCUUCUCACCAUGGACAAUGGCGCACAGGUUGUAGGCAAGGUUCCAAAUCCGAAUGCAGGAAGGGCUCAUUUCACAACUGCGAGCGAAGUGGCAACGAUGGAUUUUGUCAGGAAUAAGUUGGGGGCGCCGGUGCCGAAAGUACUGGCGUGGAACUCAAAAGCAAGCAACAGCCCGGUUGGAGCUGAGUAUAUAAUCAUGGAAAAGGUUAUGGGAGUGCCGCUGGAAAGCAUCUGGCCAAAAAUGGAUAUUAAGGAGAGGUUUGAACUCGUCAAAACGAUUUCUGGGUAUCAGAAAUCUUGGAUGUCGGCAUCAUUCCCCCAAUACGGCAGUCUGUACUACUCAUCUGACCUAGUCAACUGUGACGAAUGCACUCUCUUCGAGGCGGGCGUGGACAGAUCCAGAGUCACGGCGCCUGGUUUCUCUAUCGGUCCAUCAACAGGGCGGGAAUUCCUCGAUGAUGGAAGGAUUGCAUUAGAGUUCGAUCGAGGCCCUUGGAAUUCUGUGGAAGACUAUAAAUCUGCGAUUGGUUAUCGAGAAAUUGCCUGUGUACAGAAUAUGUCUGAAUUACCCAGGUCACCAGUGUCACUGUACGGCCCAGGCACAUAUAGACCAUCUCGUUCCCGGAAAAUAGCUGCACUUGAAGGCUAUCUUUGUCUGCUAAAGUACUUGCUUCCAUUAGAUCGAUCACUUUCGUCUUCCUACUUGUGGCACCCAGAUCUUCAUGCUGAGAAUAUUUUCGUCAACCCCGAGAGGCCAUCAGAGGUAUUAGGGAUCAUUGACUGGCAGUCUAGCGAACUAUUACCACUCUUUGAUCAAGCGCGUGUACCUUAUUUUCUUGACUUUGAUGGGCCAAUCUCAGACAGCCUCAGCCCGCCCCAACUCCCGGCUGAUUAUGACAAGCUUGAUCCCGUGGAACAAGACGAGGCCAAGUCUCUCUACCUAACGACGUCUCUAUUCACCCUAUACCGAAAGUUUACCCUCGCAAAGAACAAACCACUCUUCAACGCCAUGGGGUUUCGGCGCUCUACAAAUUUUGAUAUGAUGCUGUUAGCUCAGAAUCUCCUUGUCGACAGGGAAGCCUUAUAUAUUUCUAUGAUCCUUCAACUGCAGGAUGAAUGGUCCUGCUUACCAGGUGUCUCGAGCUCCGGAAACCCUCCUUUUCCUAUUCAAUUCUCUGCAGAUGAAGCCGCCUCUAUUGACGAGGAUGCCUCUGGUGCGAUCAAAGCCAUGGAAUUGAUGCGCCAGUUGAAAGAGUCAUUGGGCGACCUAUGGCCUGAGAAAGGUGUUGUGCGGCCCGACCAGUACAAUCAAACCCAGGAGCGCCUGGAACAGGCCAAGACAGAAUUCAUCGAUCGAGUCGCGCGCUCGGCAGCUGAACGAGCUGCAUGGGAAGAUGCCUGGCCGUUUGACAAGUAA
Molecule: messenger RNA, 1545 nt
Organism: Aspergillus campestris IBT 28561
Lineage: Eukaryota; Fungi; Ascomycota; Eurotiomycetes; Eurotiales; Aspergillaceae
Product: phosphotransferase enzyme family protein
Exons: 3
Coding region: 1-1545 (514 amino acids)
Cellular component (GO): mitochondrion
Source: RefSeq, a predicted model, not a curated record